AGGUUGAAAAAUAAUGUCAAAUUUGGUUAAAGUGCUUGGGCUGCUUUUGGCAUGUAUUGUUUUGACUUUUUGUGAUGUCUAUAUGCAUAGCCCUAGAGGAUCAAACAACAGACUAAAUGAAAAAUCAGCUAAUAGAAAAACCAACAACAGAUUGUUUGAUUCACAGAACAAUAAUAGAGGCGGAUACAAUGUUGGUGACAAAACUUCAAAUGCCGCGAAAAAUGAAGCUAAUCAGUAUCGAAUGGUAUACUUCCAGAGUUCAAAAAAUGCAAAAAAUGGUAAAGGUGUUAGCAAUUUGGGAAUUGAAUGGACAAAUCAGCAUGGCUGUGGAGGAAAUGAGAAUGACAAUCCCAACAAAUUAAAUUGUCAUAUUGUCCUGCAAUAUAUUUGUGAACCAACAACUGGUUCAGAUGCAAUUACUGUAGAAAAUUACAAAAUGAGAGAUGGAACAAACUCAGACCGACAAAAUUAUCAGCCACCUCAAAAUAAUGAAAGAAAAGAAGUAUUUGAGAGCAGAAAAAGAAAUAAUGUUCGGCAGGUCAAAGGAUAUCAAGAACCUUUUGAAUGGUAUGAUAAAUGUUCAGUUCGAGAAAGAAAUAAAGGUAUUUUUACUGCUGACCAAAAAGUUGGAAAUAAUGCCAAAAAUACACGUCAAAAUCCAAAUGGUAAUCGCAAUGGUUAUGAAUGUCCUGAGGAAAGAGAUUACUAUCCAUAUUGGCAUCCUAGUGACUGGAAAGAUAUUGGAAUCUUAGCAGAAAACGAGUCAAUGUGCGAGUACUUUCAAUCAGAAAGUUUCAAUGUUAAACCUAAAGGUGAAUGUGUGGAAAAUUGGCCUAAUACAAACAUACCGAAACAUUACUCUAAAUACAACAACAAGGCAGAUUGUGAGAAUAACAAAGGUGUAUGGAAAGAGUUUCACAGUUUCUUGGAAAAAGCCAAAGCUUAUGAAACUAAGACUAAAUGCGAAGCACAAAAUCAGAAAGCGACCAACCAAGCCCAGAAAGUGGCAUACGUGUGGGCCCUGCCAAUAUAUGGUAAAAAGGAAGAAUGCUUGGUAAAACUGGAUAAACCAUUUUGUAAAGCAUCACCCUUUUCGCGAGACAAUCAUUUAGGAAACGGUGUUGAUUUGGAACAGCUUGCUGUAAACUGGGAAUUACCUUAUUUCCCAAGCAGCGUUGAACAGAGAUGUGUACUGAGAUUAAGGUAUAACAUUUCAACAGAUGAUUAUGAUCCGUAUUUUACCAAUUCUUCACAAAACCAAGAUUAUGGCGCUGGUGUCCAGUCUCCUGUACAACAAAACCCUGCUGUGGAUAUUGGUGCCCAAAAUGUACCCAUGCGAUUGGCAAUCAACACUGCGCAGUAUGGUCGAACUUUCCAAGAUCGAUCACAUGUAUUUUUAUUACGGCCAAGGCCGAAAGGUGCUGCUGCGGGUAAUUUAGACAGUGUCACCAUUAACAAUUUACAUGUUCGCGGUAAAAGAGGAAACAUUGUUCAAGUUUAUCCAGCGGUUGAAUAUGAUUUUUUUCCAACUAAUUUGGAAAUGAAGGAGGAAGAAUUGGUACACAUUCAAUGGACAGGUUCCAAUACCCAUAACAAUCAAGCUCCUGGUGGUGAUGGUCAAACUGGUGACGAUGGGCAAGGACAAGGAGGAACUGACCGCAAUAACAUGUUGGGGUUAAAAGAUCGGAACGAUAACUACCCUGCCACAAUGGAGGAUCCGGACAGUAUCUUCAACAAUGUCAAAUCUGUUAAAUGGCAGGCCCUGGGAACUGCAAAAGUUGGUGCUUUGACGGCAAGCGAUAAGAAAGAUAUUGCAGUGCAAUUUGCUACCUCUGGUUAUUAUCAAUGCGUGGAAUCAACAAAAUGCCCAAAAUCUGUCCAGACUACCGGCCAAAUGAAUAAUUUACUAAACAAUGCACCUGCGUCAUUUGGAGGGAUGUUGUUGCAAUUCAAUGCGGGUACGUUUCAUUACAUGUGCACAAGGAAUAACAAUUUCUCUAACCGCUCUCAAAAGGGAACACUAAUUGUGAAAAAUUGAAGUCUUUCACUCCGCUGAGUAAUAUAUAACAUACAAGUUUUUUUGGCAUAGAAGUUUUACCUUUUUUCUGCACUUUACAAUUCACCCUGUUUCACUUAAGUGCAGAAACUUUCCUCUUUGCAAAUUUCAUAGAUAAUUAUUCGGAGUUAACAAAAUAAAAAGAAAAAAAUGUGCAUUUAAGGAAAUGUAUUUAUUAAACGAUUUGAUAAGGAUUUUUCCAUUUUAUCACCUUUUGUAAAUGAAUGUAAUUUUUUUUAAUACCAUAUUAUAUAUGCACAAAUUUUGUAUUUUUGGAAUAAGCUUUUUGCUAUUUUUGUUAAUAUUUGCAUGCCUAACAA
Messenger RNA from Hydractinia symbiolongicarpus, 2376 nucleotides. RefSeq names its product protein DD3-3-like. The record is from RefSeq and is a predicted model, not a curated record. The transcript is spliced from 10 exons. The coding region runs from base 14 to 2038 and encodes 674 amino acids. NCBI's taxonomy places the organism in Eukaryota, Metazoa, Cnidaria, Hydrozoa, Anthoathecata, Hydractiniidae.